ACUGAGCGACUGAACAACAACAAACCCAGAGUGAAGAGCUGGGUCUGUCACUCCACUCUCCCUUUCUGCUUCCUGAUACAGGGUCCUGGGGCCCCUCAGGCUACUUAGCCAGGUUGGGAGCAGGGACAGUGGGGUUGAGUUCUCAGGGUUCCACAGCUGAGCUGCCAGCAUAGAAUUUCUACACCACAGUCCAGGCGCCACGGCAACUGGAGGAAAUAAACACUCUGGGUUUCACAGUCCAAGUUCUGCAGUGAGGUCAUCCUUAGCGCCUGCCUGCGGGGCCCUGCAGCUGGCUGCACCCCAGACAGCCUCAGCUGCUCUAGUAGGAGGACUGCUCUGCUUCUCAGCCCUCAUGCCGCCUGUGGCGUCCGGGAGAGAUAGUGGACACAGGGGCUUGGGCAGGGGUGCCCAGAACAGGUCUCACCCAGGCCCAGCUCCUCGCCCGGUGCUCCACAUCUCUCAGUAGCUGCUCUUGCUCCCUGCUUGGCCCCAGACAUGAAACUGCCCAAGGGUGUCAAGAACCCUGUGUUCUAUGGGCAGCAGCCAGAGAAAAAGGUGCCAGUGUCCUCAGGGCACGAGAUAAAGCAGAUCCCUGUGGUCCUGGCCAUGCUCAAAGGUCCGGGGCCUGCCAAGUACCUCCGGCCAUCCUGCACGGGCUACAUAGACCAUGACAUCUCCAUGUUCCAGGAGCCAGCCUAUACCCUGCAUGCCCGGCACUCGGAGAAGCGGAUCAUGGACAUACGUAGCCCCGGGCCUUGCUAUUUCUUGGAUCCUAAGAUAACUCGGUUUGGGAUGGCCAGCUGUCCUCAGGUUCCCAUGGCAGAGCACAUCUCUAACCUGCGUCUGAGCCCCACCCCGGCCCCCUGCCAUUACCACCUGGAGAAGACCCACCCGCCUGGGGAACGCAGGGCUCCUGAGUACUCCUUUGGCUUCCGGUGCCCAUACCGAGUGAUGGACCCCAAUCCAGGCCCCAACCGGUACCAGAUGCCACUCCUGCUGGGGCCCAACCUCCCUGCCAACAAAGCUGCUCCUUGCUAUAGCUUGGCCCCCUUGGACAAGAACUGGUUCUACAAGAAUAUGUCAAGAGGCCCCGGACCGGCCGCACACACCCGGCCAGAGCCAUCCGUCUAUCAGAACCGCAGCCCCGUCUAUAGCAUGGCCAAGCGCUUUGGCUACCCGGUGGACCACACACCUCGGCCUGGCCCCGGCUCCCACAACGUCCAGCAGGUCACGGCACACAAGCCCCGCCCGCCCGCUUUCACCAUGGGCACCAAGCACUCGCCCCACCUAUGCCCGCUGAUCGUCGACAUUCGUGACUGAGGCCCCUCCUGGUGCACUCCUGCCCCCCACCCUGUCCCUAGAAGUUAUUUUUCUAUACCGAAUUGAGCGACUUACCCAGAUUUUAAGUAGCAGAGCUGGUGCCUGCUGU
Bubalus bubalis (water buffalo) is the source of this 1429-nucleotide messenger RNA. It is a transcript of the gene CIMAP1C, whose product is annotated as outer dense fiber of sperm tails 3 like 1. The record is from RefSeq and is a predicted model, not a curated record. Lineage: Eukaryota; Metazoa; Chordata; Mammalia; Artiodactyla; Bovidae. Gene Ontology annotation, cellular component: cytoskeleton. The transcript has 4 exons. The coding region runs from base 496 to 1320 and encodes 274 amino acids.